AUGUAUUUCUUCCUGUCCAAUCUGUGGUUCCUGGAAAUCUGCUACACCUCUGUUGUGGUGCCUUUGAUGCUUUCUAACAUUUUUGGGACCCAGAAGCCAAUUCUGUUGGCUGGCUGGGGGGCUCAAAUGUUCUUUUUUGUCACCCUUGGCAGCACAGACUGUUUUCUCUUGGCAGUCAUGACUUAUGAACUCUACAUGGCCAUCUGCUACCCACUGCACUACACCCUUGUCAUGACCCAGAAGCUGUGCAUCCAGAUGGUGGCCAGUGCCCUGGGCCUGGCCCUCUUCCUCUCUGUGCAGCUCACAUCCUUAAUCUUCACCCUGCCCUUCUAUGGGCACCACCAGGAAAUCAACCAUUUCCUCUGUGUUGUGCCUCCGGUCCUGUGGCUGGCCUACACCGACAUCCACGUGCUCCAGGCCAUCCUCUAUGUCGUGGGCAUCCUGGUGCUGACUGUCUCUUUCCUGCUUACCUGUGUCUCCUAUGUGUUCAUCAUCUGUGCCAUCCUGCACAUCCGCUCUGCUGAGGGUCACUGGCAGGCCUUCUCUACCAGCUCCUCCCAUCUCACUGUGGUCUUGCUGCAGUAUGGGUGA
Molecule: messenger RNA, 591 nt
Organism: Equus caballus (horse)
Lineage: Eukaryota; Metazoa; Chordata; Mammalia; Perissodactyla; Equidae
Source: RefSeq, a predicted model, not a curated record